Molecule: messenger RNA, 552 nt
Organism: Halteromyces radiatus
Lineage: Eukaryota; Fungi; Mucoromycota; Mucoromycetes; Mucorales; Cunninghamellaceae
Exons: 4
Coding region: 32-400 (122 amino acids)
Source: RefSeq, a predicted model, not a curated record
UUUUUUUUUGCAGAAUCUUAAGAAGAUAAACAUGCCAAUAGCAAUGGUCAAUUCAAUACGAACACUUGCUCCAAGUCAGUUUGGUAUUCAAUUGCGGGUCAAGAUCAUCGAUUGGUUAGUGACAGUGGAAACUACAAUGAAUGAUGAAACUAUCGAGGUGAGCGAAUACUUGGUGGGUGACCAGUCAGGUUGUAUCAUGCUGAAAACAAACGUCAAAGGAUGUUCAAACGGACAAUGGUUGGAUAUCAAGAAUGGUUAUACUCAAGUAGUGAAUGGAUCUUUACGUUUGGUGGUUGAUAAUAAAUCAGAUAUCUCAAUGGUUGACACUGAUACUCUUACUGAUCAUGACAUUGACACUUCAUAUAAUGCUUCGUUUAUUGAAUUCCUGGUCAAACACUGAUAUUAAAUUGUACCCUAUAAUACGACUAUCAUCUCUUAUUUUUUAUUUUCUUUUUUUUUUUGCCUAUAUGGAUACCCCAACCUCAUAUUUAUUUUUAUUAUUUUUUUUUUUUGACUAUUUGUUUAUUAUGAUACAUUUGAUGAAUAAACUAU